ACCAAAAUCCCAAAAAAAUAAAAAAUAAAAAAAAACUCCCGCUUAUUCUCUCAUUCAAAAAAACAAAGAAACACCGCCCAAAUGUAACCGUUGGGAUACCUUCUUUUCUAUAAAAGAUCUCUCCGUCCCUACGCCCAUCUCUCAUUACCUUUUCUCUCUUUCUCUCUCUAACCCCCCUCUCUCUCUCUCUCUCUAACUCGUCUGGUUUCCCACAAAACCCUCCUCUUCUUAGUUCGUCUUUUUCGAUCCCAAAGAAAAAAUGCGUGAGAUUCUUCACAUUCAGGGUGGUCAAUGCGGCAACCAGAUCGGAGCCAAGUUCUGGGAGGUCGUUUGCGCCGAACAUGGCAUCGAUUCCACCGGAAGGUACCAUGGUGACUCUGAGCUUCAGCUUGAGAGGAUCAAUGUCUACUACAACGAAGCCAGUUGUGGUAGGUUUGUUCCCAGGGCUGUUCUCAUGGAUCUUGAACCUGGUACCAUGGACAGCGUUAGAUCUGGAACUUACGGUCAGAUCUUCAGGCCUGAUAAUUUCGUUUUCGGUCAGUCCGGUGCCGGAAACAACUGGGCUAAAGGCCAUUAUACCGAAGGCGCGGAACUGAUUGAUUCUGUUCUUGAUGUGGUCAGAAAGGAGGCUGAGAACUGUGAUUGCCUGCAAGGUUUUCAGGUCUGCCAUUCUUUAGGUGGAGGAACUGGUUCGGGAAUGGGUACUCUUUUGAUUUCCAAAAUCAGAGAGGAAUACCCAGAUCGGAUGAUGCUCACUUUUUCCGUCUUCCCUUCCCCAAAGGUUUCUGACACUGUUGUGGAGCCCUACAACGCGACGUUGUCGGUUCACCAGCUUGUUGAAAAUGCUGAUGAGUGCAUGGUUCUUGACAACGAAGCUCUCUAUGACAUUUGCUUCCGCACCCUCAAGCUCACCACCCCAAGCUUUGGUGACUUGAACCAUUUGAUUUCUGCAACAAUGUCCGGAGUCACCUGCUGUUUGAGAUUCCCGGGCCAAUUGAACUCUGACCUUCGGAAACUUGCAGUCAAUCUCAUCCCCUUCCCUCGUCUCCACUUUUUCAUGGUGGGUUUUGCUCCUCUCACCUCUAGGGGUUCUCAGCAGUACAGAGCCUUGACUGUCCCAGAGCUUACCCAGCAAAUGUGGGAUGCCAAAAACAUGAUGUGUGCGGCUGAUCCACGCCAUGGGCGUUACCUCACAGCUUCGGCUAUGUUCAGGGGUAAGAUGAGCACCAAGGAAGUUGACGAGCAGAUGAUCAAUGUACAGAACAAGAAUUCCUCCUACUUUGUGGAAUGGAUUCCCAACAACGUGAAGUCCACUGUCUGUGAUAUCCCACCCACAGGCUUGAAAAUGGCGUCCACUUUCAUUGGAAACUCAACUUCGAUUCAGGAGAUGUUCCGCAGGGUGAGCGAGCAGUUCACUGCCAUGUUCAGGAGGAAGGCUUUCUUGCACUGGUAUACCGGUGAAGGCAUGGACGAGAUGGAGUUCACUGAGGCAGAAAGCAACAUGAAUGAUCUUGUUUCGGAGUAUCAGCAGUACCAGGAUGCCACAGCUGACGAGGAGGACUACUAUGAGGACGAAGAGGAGGAGGAAGUGCAUGAUAUGUGAAGUGGAUCGAGAAAAAUAUGGUGGUUUUGAUUUGGCCGAUGGAUGUAAAAUUACUGCAACUUCCAGUUGCCGGUCUCUGGCGAUGGGUUGUUUGGGGUAGAUGUAGGCCAUAACUAUCAAUGAAAAUUUAAAUUUGUUUCUGACUUUGGUUCUUUCUUAUGUAAUUUAUGGAGAAUGAGACAAUAGGAUCCUUUAAUGUUCCAUUAAUAUUUUCAUAUAUAUUUUUCUUCAAGUAAAUUUUUUUUU
Messenger RNA from Ziziphus jujuba (common jujube), 1849 nucleotides. RefSeq names its product tubulin beta-1 chain. The transcript is spliced from 3 exons. Gene Ontology annotation, cellular component: cytoplasm; microtubule. Gene Ontology annotation, molecular function: GTPase activity; GTP binding; structural constituent of cytoskeleton. Gene Ontology annotation, biological process: mitotic cell cycle; microtubule cytoskeleton organization. The record is from RefSeq and is a predicted model, not a curated record. The coding region runs from base 260 to 1603 and encodes 447 amino acids. Lineage: Eukaryota; Viridiplantae; Streptophyta; Magnoliopsida; Rosales; Rhamnaceae.